AUGGCCGAUAUGGAUAUGAUUGUCGACGAUGAGCAGCAAAUUUCGGCAUCAAAGCAGAAGGGCCGUGGAUUGACGGAGAAGCGUCAACGGGAGCGCAUUGUUUACGAAGCGGUGGAGGGAAGUGAGAAUGCUGUGGUGGGACCGGCUCGUUCAAUUGAGGGAUGGAUCGUUUUCGUUACCGGACUACAAGAGGAGGCCACCGAGGAAGAUGUGAACGAGGCGUUCGGUGACUUUGGUGAAAUUCGAAACGUUCAUCUCAAUUUGGAUCGUCGCACUGGUUUCAACAAAGGAUACGCUCUCGUCGAAUAUGAUACACAAAAGGAGGCUCAAGCUGCCAUCGACAAUCUCAACGGAAAAGAAGUGCUCGGACAAACAAUUCAAGUUGAUUGGUGCUUCGUGACACCAAUGAAAGCAAAGAAA
Messenger RNA from Mesorhabditis belari, 420 nucleotides. NCBI's taxonomy places the organism in Eukaryota, Metazoa, Nematoda, Chromadorea, Rhabditida, Rhabditidae. The record is from the annotation of a GenBank genome assembly.